AUGCUUGGUGUUUGCCUGGCCCAGACAGUGAAUGACGCGCUAGAUCUGCCGAAUGCUGAUGCCACCUACUGGUCCGACUCGAUGAACGUGCUUCGUUGGGUGAGAACACCAUGCAGAAAGUUUAAAGUCGACGUGGGCAACCGGAUAGCUGAAGUACAAGAGUAUUUAGCUGGCAGCCAGUGUAACCACGUUCCUGGAAAGCUGAACCCAGCCGACAAGGGCACCAGAGGCUUGACAGCAGCCAAGCUAGCCAGUGAAUCAGUAUGGUGCAGGGGCCCCGAGUUCCUCGUCCAGCAGCACAAUCAGUUGCCCUCUCGUCAGAUAACCGUGCCAAAAGAGUUGCCCGGAAUGGUAAAGCGAGCGCAAGUGAUGGCGUUCGCUGUGCAGCAAGUUUCAGCGGAGGUGUUUCGUCUCCACCCCGACAACUACUCGUCAUGGAAACGACUAGUAAGAUUGAUGGCCUGGUGCUACCGUUUCAUCAACCGGUGUCGUCGACGUCAUGCUAGCACGAGAGGGGAUCCGGAAGCAGCAGUUACAGCAGUCGACUCUGUGGAGCUGAAGUCUGAUGAGCUCCAGCGUGUCGAAUGUCACUGGUAUGCGAUUGCACAAGCAGAGAGCUAUCCCGCUUCGUAUUGGCAGCUGACGUCAGGGAAGUCCCUUGCAGCGAAUGACCCGCUGCUACGGCUGAAUCCAGUGCUCGACAAGGACUACCCGUGUGUGCUACGCGUUGGAGGUCGUCUGAAGACUGCCAGCCACUUGCCUGAGCAUACCCGGCAUCCGAUAAUCUUGCCCCAGCACCAUCGCAUUACUCAGUUGAUAGUCGACACCGAAGAUCGCAAGGGUGAUCACAGUGUGGGCCCAAACCACCUCUUGGCAAACCUGAUGCUGCGGUUGUGGAUCAUCUGUGGCAAGGUUGUCGCACGAUCUCACCGUGCACACUGCGUGCUCUGCAAGAAGAAGUGGGCCACUGUGGCUUUGCAGCAGAUAGCACCGCUCCCGCUAUUCCGAACAGCUCGUCAGGGAAGCCGCUGCUAUGGCUGA
This is a messenger RNA of Sycon ciliatum, 1041 nucleotides long. RefSeq lists its product as uncharacterized. NCBI's taxonomy places the organism in Eukaryota, Metazoa, Porifera, Calcarea, Leucosolenida, Sycettidae. The record is from RefSeq and is a predicted model, not a curated record. The coding region runs from base 1 to 1041 and encodes 346 amino acids. The transcript has a single exon.